AUGCAUCGCACCUAUUCCAUGCGCCAAUCGCGCAUGCCCACCGCAUCGCAGAUUGAGAAUCCGCCUCCGCCGUUGUCCACGACCAAGACAAACCGAUGGAUUGGGAAAGGCGGCUUCGGCCAUGCCUUCCGUAAGAAUGCCGCCGGCGCAUUCGGACCCGAUCUUGCAAGGAAGCUCUCCCAGCUCGUUAAGAUGGAGAAGAAUGUCAUGCGCAGCAUGGAAAUGGUAGCCAAGGAGCGUAUGGAGACCGCUCAACAACUGUCCAUCUGGGGUGAGAACUGUGACGAAGAUGUGUCCGACAUCACGGACAAGAUCGGCGUGUUGCUCUAUGAAAUCGGAGAGUUGGAAGACCUCUAUGUCGACCGUUAUGAUCAGUACCGUGUCACCAUCAAGAGCAUUCGCAACAUUGAAGCUUCCGUUCAGCCCAGCCGAGACCGCAAACAGAAGAUCACCGAUGAGAUCGCCAAGCUCAAGUACAAGGACCCAAACUCUCCUCGGAUCGUGGUUCUCGAGCAAGAGCUGGUUCGCGCAGAAGCCGAGUCCCUCGUAGCCGAGGCUCAGCUUUCCAACAUCACUCGCGAGAAGCUCAAGGCAGCUUUCCAGUACCAGUUCGAUGCACUCCGUGAGCACUGCGAGAAGGUGGCCAUCAUCGCUGGCUACGGCAAGCACCUUCUGGAUCUCAUCGACGAUACUCCAGUCACCCCUGGUGAAACUCGCGCCUCGUACGACGGAUACGAUGCUAGCAAGGCUAUCAUUCAGGACUGCGAAGAGGCACUUGCCAACUGGGUUACCUCUAAGGCCGCCGUCAAGUCCGACGUGUCACAGCGCACGCGCACCCUAUCUCAGCGUCGCCGGGAGGCUAUCGGCAAGAACCGCGAUGGUGUCGACCUCUCUACUCAGGACCAGCCCAUGAGGGGCGAUCGGGAUUCGUGGGUCCCUGCUGACCAGCACCCAACCUACGUUGAAGAUGGUGAGGAAGUCGCUAGCACCGUGGACGGAGAGGCUCGGGGUCGAGAAGAAGAACGCGAGCCUGUCAGCGUCUAA
Aspergillus oryzae RIB40 is the source of this 1044-nucleotide messenger RNA. RefSeq names its product Eisosome component PIL1/LSP1 family protein. Gene Ontology annotation, cellular component: plasma membrane; eisosome filament. Gene Ontology annotation, biological process: eisosome assembly; endocytosis; negative regulation of protein kinase activity. The transcript is spliced from 4 exons. NCBI's taxonomy places the organism in Eukaryota, Fungi, Ascomycota, Eurotiomycetes, Eurotiales, Aspergillaceae. The record is from RefSeq and is a predicted model, not a curated record. The coding region runs from base 1 to 1044 and encodes 347 amino acids. Gene Ontology annotation, molecular function: lipid binding.